Messenger RNA from Gasterosteus aculeatus aculeatus (three-spined stickleback), 3304 nucleotides. The record is from RefSeq and is a predicted model, not a curated record. NCBI's taxonomy places the organism in Eukaryota, Metazoa, Chordata, Actinopteri, Perciformes, Gasterosteidae.
GUCUCGGAUGCGGGUCAGCGGGGUUUGUCUUAAUUCGCGUCUCCGCAGCAACACAACAACCGUGGCAACGGGACGCGAUCAGCUGACCUUGGGAUGCACGACCGGUCCGACGCGCCGUAUUGGGGACGAUGCCGGCGAUUGUCCCCUUUGGAUGAGCAGCUGGAAGACGGUCCUCGUCCCACCGGUCUGCGCGCGGGCCGCGCCGCGACGCAGCGGUUUCUCCGCUCCGGGCGGUUCUGGGGGGUCGCGGUCACCUUACGUUGGGUCCGCUCGAAGUCGCUCGUGACCCGGUCCAGGCUUCCUUCCCUGCGGCCAUCUCCCUCAACCCACCCGCGUCUCCCCCCCCCCCCCACGUCUCUCGUCCCUCGCUCUCCCCGGGGCUCGUGAAGACAGGAGGAGAACAACGCGACUUCUGGUCACCUCCUUCAAAAUAAAAUCCCUGUCGGCACCAAAACCGGGACCCAACCCGGUCUGCGUGGAGCAUCAGUGACGUCACGAGCACCCACAACAGGAAGAGGACAGGCGGCGAGGCUUCCGUAUUAUUAACGCACGUGCAGAUCCUCCUGGCCUUCCACAUGAUGGCGAGCAUCUUCACCGGGUCCACGCCGCCCCACCGCUGCCGGGAGAGCCCCGUCCGCGCGCCCGGGAACCAGUCCUCGUCCCCCGGCGCACUCGGCCUGAACUUCAGCCUCUCCGAGUCCUCCUGCUUCUCCUCUGACCGACGACUGCGGGGGAACCGGACUGAGCAAGCGGCAUGUGCCCACGGAUGGGUCUACAGCGAGGAGACCUUCCACAGCACCACGGUCACCGAGUGGGACCUGGUGUGUGACAAAGCUGCACUGAACAGUCUCGGUUCGUCCGUCUACAUGCUCGGCCUGUUGGUGGGGUCGGUGCUGUUCGGGGCCAUGGCCGACAGGUACGGCCGACGUUCCAUCCUGCUGCUUUCCAUCGCUCUUCAGACUGUGUUUGGAGUCACUGUGGCCUUCGCGCCCAACUUCCCCGUCUAUGUGGUCCUUCGCUUCUUAGUUGGCACCACGAUAUCAGGAGUCAUCAUCAAUGCCUUCGUACUAGGCACCGAGUGGACGUGCACCAAGAGGCGCAUGCUCGCCGGUAUCUUCACCGACUACGCGUUUGGUCUGGGCUACAUGCUGCUUGCAGGCAUAGCUUACUUGAUACGAGACUGGAGGAAGUUGCAAUUAGCCAUCUCAGCCCCCGGCUUCCUGCUGAUCUUCUAUAUAUGGGUGCUUCCUCAGUCUGCCCGAUGGCUGUUGGCCAACGACAGGAGGGAGGAAGCCAUCGAACUCCUCCGCAAGGCGGCUCUCGUUAACGGCCGCGUCUUACCUCCUGCCGCACAAGUUGAGAAGUGUCAGAUUUUAGCCGGAGGGAAACAAAGUUACUCGGCAGUGGAUCUCGUACGAACACCUCAGAUGAGGAAGAGAGCCGUCAUCCUCUUCUACAUCUGGUUUGUGAAUGUGCUGGUGUACUACGGCCUCUCCUUCGGCGUGUCCCGCCUGGGGACCAACCUCUACCUGACCCAGUUCGUGUUCGGCCUGGUCGAGAUCCCGGCUCGUUCCCUCGUCCUGCUCGUCUUGCCGUACAGUCGCAGACUCUCCCAGAGCGGAUUCCUGGCGGUCGGGGGGCUCGCCUGCCUGCUCAUGCUCGGCGUCCCCGCGGAUCGCCCCGGCGUCCUGACUGGUCUCGCUAUGGUCGGGAAGUUUGGAAUCACGGCUUCCUUUGCUGUCAUCUACGUGUACACCGCGGAGAUAUUCCCCACUGUGCUCCGGCAAACGGGAAUAGGUGUGUCCUGCAUGUUCGCCAGGGUGGGCGGCGUGUUGGCUCCGGCCAUAAACAUGCUCCACGGCCACAGCCCCGCGACCCCCCUGGUCAUCUUCGGUGCCUCGCCGCUGCUGGGGGCCGUCCUCGCCCUGGCGCUGCCCGAGACCGCCGGCAGACCUCUUCCUGACACGGUGGAGGACGCAGAGAACUGGGACACAAGUUUGCCCGUCAGCAAGGAGAACGCUGAGAUGUCUGAGGAUAUGAGCCAAUCGGCGAGCAGCGCGGAGGAGCAGCAGCAGCUACGACGUCGGGCCAGCCAGGCGGCGGUGUGAAAAUAAGACGCACGCGCGUCACUAUACACAAAUUACACAGCCCGACCGUAGUGCUGCAGCCAGGUGGAGCGCCGUUUACCCCAAAUAGAAAUGCCCUCCUAGAAAGCGACUUUAAGGUACAAAUGCUUGCCUGUAGUGCCCCUCAUGGGUAUAGUUUGUUUCCGUGGGAGUUGACUGGUCACCACAGGGGGCUGAUAAGGUUGCCGGUUGUAGAUUGGUAGAAAGAAACAAAACGUUUCACAACCAGGUUUGUGGAUCAUUAAUUAUUAUGGUAUUUUUGGUGCCAUCUAGUUCCUAACCCUGACCCUAGAGAGAAGAAAGACAACUGUACUGACCGUAUCUACAACAUUCAGCAACUCACACCCAAACAAUCUAGAUUAAUGAAUAGCUCCCAAUGUAUUGGGAUUUUGGACUGAACUUUGACGUCUGUCCUUUUAACGCAUGUCAAGUGCUCUGUGCGAGGAAGCCAAACGCUUUUCCCACGCCAAACUAACGGUGCCGCUGCACAAAGCAUCCAUUCAUACGUGCUGCAGAUCAACAGCUUACCGUUUCACCAGAUGCAGGUAAACUCGCGCUUAAGUCAGGAAUAGUCCGCUUUCAUAAUCUUACGCAUUUCUCAGAUGUUUACGUUUUUAUUCCAAUGUCAAAAUGGGGUUUGGUGUAUUUAACAAAGAAUAAUUAGGCGUUUCUUUAUAUUUUAACAAUCAUGAAUAGUAAUCAUUUUGGAUCAGCGUGUGUUAUGUAUUUGAUAUGUUCAUGCCGUGUUAAGACGAGCAACUGCCUUGUUUUCAAGGCAAAAAAAGCAGUGAGAUAUUGCAUAGAUAGCCUAAUGACGCAUUUUCUUAGAAUAGUGUGUUUGUAGUUUUUUUAAUGGAUUUUAUAGGAAUUGAGACCAUCAUGUAUAGAAAUACUUGAAUUUGAGAAAUACUCAAUUUGUUUGUAGAGGUUAGUUUGGUUUUUAACAUAUUGAAUUUUACUGUAGAAUUACUUUGACUUGAUCUGGGUUUAUACUUCUAUGUAAAAGGGUUGUCGUGAAUAUACAUUUGUAAUCUCUGAACAACUGGCAUGGAUCAGAAGCGCAGGUCAUGUACAGUAAUAUGCAAUGUUACUCAGGCAAAAGUCCUUUACUGAUAAAGCAAAGUUGUACAAGAUCAGUUUGCUUUCAAUGCAUUAAAUCCGACAUGUGUUCAAAUCAA